This is a messenger RNA of Fusarium coffeatum, 717 nucleotides long. RefSeq lists its product as uncharacterized. The record is from RefSeq and is a predicted model, not a curated record. The coding region runs from base 1 to 717 and encodes 238 amino acids. The transcript has a single exon. Lineage: Eukaryota; Fungi; Ascomycota; Sordariomycetes; Hypocreales; Nectriaceae.
AUGAAGGUCUCAAUCCUCACCCUUGCUCUCGCAGCCUCAGCCGCCGCUCACCCCCAGGCCCACAAGAAGCCCAGCAGCACCACUCUCACAACCACUGCCUCAGCAACCUCAACCACCGCAGCUCCCUCCCGAGCCGCCAUUUCCAACCUCCCCUUCAUGUCAAACUGGUUUUUCGGUAGCAGCCAAAACAAGUGCAUUGGCACCUUGAACGCCUGCCUGAUGUCCAAGUCGCAAAAGGAUCAGAGUGCCUGUAUCUCAGACUACCAAACCUGUCUCAAGUCCGGCACUUCCUCUGCUGCCUCCGCCCCAGCUUCCACCGUCACGGGUAGCAAGCCAACUUCUGCUCCCACCGGUACAAACACCCUCUCCAGACCUGCUCUCCCUAGUGGUGGUUUGAGGGCUUGGUGGGGAAAGGAGCAGAGCCGUCGAAAGUGCCGAUAUGAGCACUACAUGUGUAUUCGGGACAAGUCCAACGACCGAGCUACCUGUGAUGAUAAGAAGGCCUCUUGUUAUUCUUCAGCCAAGACUGCUUCUGCUACUGCCACCGCUACAGCUACUGGCUCUACCACUAUCGCUUCCAACACUGCCACUACCACUGGUACUGGCUCAACAACCGCAGUCACUUCUACUGUUACCGACGCUCCUUCUGCUGGCACUGACGCUCCUCUCGCUGAGGAUGACGGUUCUUUCGACGACGACGACAGCGACGAUCAAUAA